AUGUUUUCUUGGUUCUGGAACGUGUUGACUUGGCUCGGUCUGGCGCACAAGAACGCACGAUUGGUCUUCCUCGGUCUCGACAAUGCCGGCAAAACCACUCUGCUUCACGUACUCAAGGACGACCGCCUGACCGCACACGUUCCCACUGUCCAUCCGCACAGCGAAGAACUCAUCAUGGGCGGGGUCAAGUUUCAGACUUUCGACCUUGGAGGACACGAAACCGCCCGACGCAUCUGGAAGGAUUACUUCGCCUCUGUGGAUGCUAUCAUCUUUAUGGUCGACGCCUCUGACCGGUCCCGUUUCAACGAGGCCAAAGAAGAACUCGACAUGCUCCUGAACACGAUGGAACUGGGCAAGACGCCGUUUUGCAUUCUGGGCAACAAGAUCGACAAGCCGGGAGCCACGUCUGAAGCCGAGCUUCGCCACUCCCUCGGAUUGAUGGAGCACGUCACGUAUGGCAAAGAGAAGAAGGACAACCUGAACGUUCGGCCGGUGGAAGUAUUCAUGUGCUCCGUGGUGGAGCGCAUGGGAUAUGCAGAAGCCCUGCAGUGGGUAGCUCAAUUCAUCUGA
This is a messenger RNA of Gregarina niphandrodes, 570 nucleotides long. Its product is annotated as putative small GTP-binding protein SAR1. Gene Ontology annotation, cellular component: endoplasmic reticulum exit site; COPII vesicle coat. Gene Ontology annotation, molecular function: GTPase activity; GTP binding. The record is from RefSeq and is a predicted model, not a curated record. Lineage: Eukaryota; Apicomplexa; Conoidasida; Eugregarinorida; Gregarinidae. The transcript has 2 exons. The coding region runs from base 1 to 570 and encodes 189 amino acids. Gene Ontology annotation, biological process: intracellular protein transport; vesicle organization; endoplasmic reticulum to Golgi vesicle-mediated transport.